AUGCUUGGUGUGCUUUCUGUUAAAAUUUACUUCCUGCUAUUAAUAGCAUGUGCUAGUUCACUGUCGACACAACAAGAGGUGGGGGCCGCGGGCAACACUAAUAGCACUAGUGCUGUUCCGCAGACCGGAUCCACCGAUCUGAGCUCCCAGAGCUUGUCCUCCGUUCCCCCUUCGUCUACCGAUUCGGUUUCAAAUCAGGGCUCUUCCGGUAUGUCAUCUUCUACGGAAUUCUCAAGUGUCUCGUCCACUUCCUCAAGCGAUUCGCUUUCGUCCUCCAGUUUGAGUACCGUGAGCACGCCCAGCUCGUCUUCAUUAUUUUCGGUGUCGUCGUCCUCGUCUCCGCCAUCAUCAUUUUCAUCGAGCUCAAGCUCGACGAGCUUGAGCUCGUCGUCGACUUUUUCUAGUUUCUCCUCUGCUGCCUCCUCUUCAGAUUCAAGCUCCGCUUCAUCGACAUCCACAUCCGCGUUUUCAACAAGCUCCGCAAGCGCUAGUAUGUCCUCUUCGUCCAGUCUUUCAUCAGAAAUGUCCUCGUCAACAUCACGUUCCACGUCGCCAACCACCAGUUCUACCAGCACAACGUCUUCGUCGUCGUCUAGCUCCUCUUCAGGGCCCACGAGAACUUCAUCAACGCCGUCUUCAUCUACUUCGUCAUCUGAUUCCGCAACCAUUACCUCGGGCCCAUCAUCUUCAUCUGACCCGACUAUGACCAGCAUCAUCAAUGGUAAAACAGUGCUCUCAAACCAUUACACAACUAUCACUUAUUCACCCACAGCGGGCGCCGAUGCAGGUAAGUCUGGUGACAAAGGCGGUCUUUCGAAGAAGAAUCGGAAUAUUGUCAUCGGCUGCGUUGUAGGCAUUGGCGUACCUCUUCUGAUUGGAUUCGUGGCCGUACUGUACUUUUUCUGCAUUAGAACGAAGAAAACUGAUUUUAUUAAUUCAGACGGCCAGGUUGUUUCCGCUUACAGCCGCAACAGAUUGACGACAUGGUGGACCUCCUUGAUGGGGAAGGACACUGGCAACAAGUUCGACUCAGACACGCCUAUUGGUGGUUCAGACAUGGAUCCUGACGGGUCAAUGGAUCAUUCGAGGAGCAUCGGUCGGCGUCCAACGGAUGGGAGAGGAUCCCAUUCCAAUGACUUGAUGCUCGACGAAGAUAAGUAUUUCGAUGAAGACGGAAACGAGCUAAACGUUAGAAAUUACUAG
Messenger RNA from Lachancea mirantina, 1203 nucleotides. Lineage: Eukaryota; Fungi; Ascomycota; Saccharomycetes; Saccharomycetales; Saccharomycetaceae. The record is from the annotation of a GenBank genome assembly.